AUGGUGCCAACAAACUUAACUGGAGAAGGAAUCUACAAAACGUUCGAACAACUUUAUUGUUCCAAAGAACUGGCGGCCGGAAAGGUGAAAAAUAAUUUAAUAAUUUUGUGUGUGAUAAAUAUAUUCCUGUCCACUACCGCAUCUCUGGGGAACACUCUGAUUCUAGUUGCUCUGCGCAAGGAAACUUCACUUCAUCCGUCGUCCAAACUCCUUUAUCGUAACCUAGCGAUUACUGAUCUCUGUGUUGGUAUCAUCGUGGAGCCUGUUAUUGUUUUUUACUGGACAUCGCAGGCGAUGGAACGAUGGGAUAUUUGUCGCUACGUUGUUGUUUCAAAGUAUGUGAUCGGCUAUAUUCUGUGUUCAGUAUCUUUGAUGACAGUUACUGCAUUAAGCGUGGACAGACUUCUCGCCUUGUUGCUGGGUCUCAGAUAUAGACAAGUUGUAACUUUGAAAAGAUCAUACGCAAUCAUAACCAUCCUUUGGGUUAGCGCCACUGUCGCUGGAACAAUCUACGUUGUGAACCCAUUUGUAACUCGCUGGAUCGGUAACGUAGCUAUAAUACUCUGUUUGAUCACUUCGAUCUUCUCGUAUUCUAUCAUUUUCUUUACUCUUCGUAACUACCAAAUUAAGCCACAGGAACACGUCUCGCAAGCACCGUCACCUCAAGCUAUUCCACUGAACAUGGCUCGAUACAGAAAGGCAGUAUCCAGUGCAUUAUGGGUGGAAAUAACAUUAGUUGUUUGUUAUCUGCCGUAUGUUGUUGCCGUACUCUUAACGCCUAAACGAGAAUUAUCUUUGCCACAUUACCUUGCUAGACAAUUUGGGAUUACCGUCAUGCACCUAAACUCGUCGUUAAACCCGUUGUUGUACUGCUGGAAGAUCAAAGAAGUUAGGAAAGUGGUGAAAGGCACUCUAAGACAUAUUUUCUGUUCGUUUGUUUAAUUUCUGUGCUUUCAUAUUCUUAUCAUUCCUUUAAGCUGAUCUUCCCCUGCGUUUCUUAUGUUCUUUUUCUUUUUCUUUUCUAUAAAUUUUUUUUUCCGAGCGUUAUAUCUUUUAUUAAUGAGAAAACGAUGCCACGUAGAUUCUCUUCUUUAUAUGUAGGUUUUUAUUAUUUUUAGGUUUAUUGAGGCUAGAAAUAAGUGCUAUUUAGUAAAGCAUUCCAUAAUUUUUGCUUGGUAUGUGUAGUACAAGUAAAGAUUUUAGAGUUUCCCUCGAUUAUGUCUCUUACUUCCUUAGCAUCCACAAAGCGGAACUUUUUUUAUCCGUUAGCAGGUGGGAGAAUGCGUAAUCCUUUUUCGGAAAAGUUACGUUGAAAGACUUUUAUUUGCAAUUUUAUUUCCCUUUCUGCAACUCAAAGGGGCAAAUCUGCUAGAAAAGCGAAACCCAAGGAAGCCCCGAAGAAUACAAGUGACAAUGUUAGUCAAUCUUUAUACAGCCUUUAUUUCAAUAAAUGUAAAUUACGUAAAGACAUUUGACAGUACCGUAUUCAUAACUCAUCACUCCACUAAUUCUUAACUGCGCCAGUUUCUAGUCCUCUUAUUGUUGUAAAUUAUCCCUGAAAGACCCUCAGCGACUAAAUAGUAAGAUACUAGCAUAUUAUGCCUGGUAUUCGUUGGUUCAGUAGAAAAACCAAUUAAAAAGACUAACAACCUCCUCGAAACCCGGCUAUGCGCCUUAAGAUUUAGCAUUGCGGUUAAAUAGGCUCUCAAUAUUAGAAAAUAAAACAGCUGCUGUUAUUAGAAAACCACACGGCUUACUCAAAACGCAACAACAGGAUGUUAACAAACUCAACUGGAGAAGAAAACCCUAAAACAAAUGAACAACUAUAUUGCUUAGCAGAGUUAACUGGAAGGGUACACAUCCAUUUAAUAUUUCUUGCUGUGAUAAAUAUAUUCCUGUCCAUUACCGCAUUCCUGGGAAACACUCUGAUUCUAGUUGCUCUGCGCAAGAAAUCUUUACUUCAUCCGCCGUCCAAACUCCUGUAUCGUAACCUAGCGAUAACUGAUCUCUGUGUUGGUAUCAUCGUGCAACCUUUUAGCGCUGCUUAUUGGAUAUCUGAGGCGAUGGAACGAUGGGAUAUUUGUUUCUACGCCCUACACUUAUCAUCUAUGAUAAGCAGUGUUCUGUGCUCAGUGUCUUUACUGACAUUAACUGCAAUAAGCAUUGAUAGACUUCUCGCCCUGUUACUGGGGCUCAGAUACAGACAGAUCGUAACUUUGAAGAAAACAUAUGUUGUUAUGCUAAUACUCUGGGUCUGCUCCAUUAUCGCUGCAACUAUGUACAUUGUGAACGCGCUUGUAACUUCCUGGUGGGCCAACAUGGUUACAUUUCUAUGUCUCGUCACCUCGAUCUUCUCGUAUACCAAGAUUUUCCUGACUCUGCGUUACAAUUCAAUUCAGCCACAUGAACAAACCUCGCAAGCACAGUCAACCCAAGCAACUCCAAUGAACAUGGCUCGAUACAGAAAGGCAGUAUCAAGUGCAUUGUGGAUACAAGUAACAUUGGUUGUUUGUUAUCUUCCCUACGCUGUCGCGGUAUUUCUAACACCUCAAGGGAAAUUAACUUUACAUAAUUACCUUUCUCGACAAUUUGGGUUUACGGUCAUUUGCUUAAACUCGUCAUUAAACCCGUUGUUGUACUGCUGGAAGAUCAGAGAAGUCAGACAAGCGGUAAAACAGGUGAAAGAGACCCUCAGACAAAUUUGCUGUUCGUUGGUCUAAUUUCUGUGCAACCAUACUCAAUUUAAACUUAUUAGAGGGUAAAUAUUUUCCUCUCUUGCCUUUUUUUAUUUAUUUUUUUUUGCAUGACUUUUGUACUUUUAUUUAUUUAUUUAUCUAUUUAUUUAUGAUGUGCGUGAAACUUAUCUGUUUUGAUUUACAAUAGAAUCUUGGAACAAAAUGCCGGUAAAAAAACAUACGAUGCUUUAGUCGAUUCUCUCUUCCAACUGUAUUUUAGCUUUGUUCUGUUUAUCGAAGCAAGAAUUUAGUGUUUUUAAGAUAAAGAUUCAAUAAUAUGUGCCUCAAUUGUGUGCUAAAGUUAGAGCGCUGAAAAACGCCAGUAAUGAAAAAAGAACAAUGUCCCUCGAUUAUGUUUCCUUCUUUGUAACAUUUAAAACAUUUUUAACACUGACAUGAACAGUGGCCCUUUCAAACAACUGAUUAAUUAAAACGAUGCUUAUAUCGAUUCUCUCUUAAGUUUUUUAUGCUUAUUACGCGUUCUUUAGUUAAAAAAACAAUAAUUUGUGCUGUUAAAAGAUAAUAGGCUCCUUCGAUUAUGUCUUCUUCAUCCUCAUUAUCCACAAAGCGGAAUUUUUCAAUCCGUUAGCAGGUGCGAGAAUGAGUAAUCCUUCUUUCAGAAAAGUUUUUCAGGAAAUUCUUUUUAAAAUUUAUAUUCUGUUACUCAAAGGCAAAUUUGCGAGUAAGUAACUAAGAAAAGCAAAACCCACGAAGGACCCGAAGAAUGCACAAGUGACAAAUUUAGUCUAGUGUUUAUUUCAAUAUUUAAAAAAUGGAAAAGACGUCAAGCGGCAGUGUGAGCUAAAGAAGAGUGGUUAAAAUUGUGACGUUUUAAUUGCUUUUUUGCCGUUGAUUACUUAAUUUCCAUAAAAAUAAAAAUCAGCUCUAAUUACCUCAGUAGCAGGUGACACUGAAGAUACACAACUAUCCAUUCAAAUAUUUGCUCCCUACUCCAAAACAUCUUCAAUCGUCAUGUUUUCAAAAUUGGUUGAAUUCAUAGGUCGAAUUUAUAAGCCGCCCGCCAUUUUUCUUACUACUACUAAAAUACUGUAUAUCCCUACUCGUUCUUUUUUCGCCUUCCUUCCAGCUGAGAUUGAAUUUGAAAUAAUGUCGUUACCAAAUAAAAAAAGUUAUGGGUUAUAUUUUUGUCCAACUUUGUUUCUAAAAUGCACCAGAAGUGCUUUUAGUAGUCCGCUGGCAGAAAUAUUGAAUUUUUCCAUUCAUUUGGGAAAAUAUUAUUCCAAACUGAAAUUUGAGAAAGUGGUCCCUUUUUUCAAGGAGGGCAAUGAUACUGAUCUCAACAGUCAAAGACCUAUUUCCCUCUUACCCAAUUUUAAUAGAAUCUUUGAAAAAUUGAUGUACAAACGACUUGAAUCUUAGUUUAGUAAAUUUGAUCUUAAACUCUUGCCUGGACGGUUUUUGUCGCAGACAUGCUACACAUAAUGCAACUUUGGAUAUUAAUAGCACCAUCCAACCUAACAUGAAUAACAAAUUAUUCUCGUGUGGCAUCUUUAUUGAUCUUAAAAAAGCUUUCGACACUGUAUACUAUAAUAUGCUUUAAAACAAUCUGGAACACUAUGAUAUAAUAAGAGAUAUAUACUCGUAUAGCACAUGGUCAGCUGCCGCCGGUAAUUUCUACAUUAAACACUCAAGAUUAGAAAUACAAAAGUCUUCCUUUUCAAAGCCUUCAUUCACCUUCAUCCACCUUCAUCUACCUCCAUUAGCCUUCAUCCAAUGUCAUCUACAUUCAUUAGCCUUCUUUUACCUUCACCCGCCUACAUCUACCACCAUUUAAUAGUCAGUAUCGUGCCGUCUCAUUAUUCAUUUCUGACUAUUGGCUCUCUUGUCCUUUAAUCUGCAGACAUUAUACAUCACAUUCAAAAAUAAUUUUGCGUUUUAUCGUGUUUUACAUUGUUUUGUUACAUAAAGGCGGAUGAAGAAGGCUAAUGGAGGUAGAUGAAGUUAAAUGAGGGCUAAUGGAGGGAGACGAAAGUGGAUGAAGGUGGAUAACCGCUAAUGGAAAUAGAUGAACGAAGGGGAUUCAGAAGGUAAAGGAAGGCUAAUGGGGGCCGAUAGAUGAAGUGGAUGAAGGUGGAAGUAAAGUAAUGGGGCUGGAUCAAGGUAAAUCCGGAGGGCCUACCGUAUGUAGACAGAUGAAUUGAAAGUCAAUGACGUAGAAUGAGUGUGAAUGAAGGUAAAUGAAGUUGAAUGAAUUAGAAUGAAGGUGAAUGAAAAUAAAUGAAGGCGAAUGAAGGUUAAUGAAAGCGAAAAGUGAAAGGUGUAUGAAGGAAAAUGAGGGGGAAGAAGGUAAAUGAAAGAGAAGGGAUGAAAGUGAAGGAAAUGUAGACUAGACAAAGAUGGAUGAUAUAGACACGCGGUCAGCACGGUUAGCAAUGUUCUUUCAAAAGGCUCAGAGCCAUUCCAUAAUAGCUAGUGCCAUGGUUCGAAGAAGGCAUGUUGGAAAUAGAAGUCUGCAAGUCAUUAUGGGAAAUGAGCGGGAAAUGGGCCACGUGGUCACUUGUUAUACAACCAAAUUAGGUAAAUAACCAUUUCUGUAUUAAAUAACAGUUUUGCACAUUUUUGGAUUUUUAAUCGUCCAUGAUUGUUUAUUUACUGAAUAACCAAUUGUCUAGUUUGUUUAUAAAUAACCAAUUUUCUAUUCUGCCUUCAUUUUGGUUAUUUAAUAAGUAACCAAUUUCACCAAUCUCACAUUUUGGUUAUUUAACAAAUAACCAAUUAAUUUUUCAUUUCGGUUAUUUAGAAAUAACCACCUUUUAACUUUUGGUUAUUUGCUAAAUAACCAAAUUUCAGUUUUGGUUAUUUGUAUUAAAAUAACCAAUUUUAUAUUUUGGUUAUUUAGAAAUAAUAAAACUGUAAUGUGGUUAUUUGUGAAUAACUAGCCUUGUUUUGGUUAUAUACAAAUAACCACUCUAAAUAAUAAAAAUACAUUUGGCGCCCCAUACAGUGUGGCAGGAAGUUGAUUAUUAUUUGGUUUGUAUUAGGGUGUGACAUUCGAAUUUACUUGCGAAGGGUUGUGGAUUUGAACAAUUACUUCAAAUUCGUGUUAACUAUGAUACCUCGGUGAAAGUUAUGUUUCUUAUCAAGAAUUGGAGGCAUCUAAUAGACUAUGAGAGGAAUAUGUGUUAACUUGGUUUGUAAUACCACCUAUGGUUAAAGCUUGCAAUUGUGGAUCUAGGCCGUUUAAUUUAAUUCCUACCUGCAUCUGUCUUUUGAACUCCCACUUGCCAAAAGAAAAUAGUUGGACAUGAAUAUUUACUAACCGUCAAUUACUGACAAUCUCCUAACGUAUUUGUUUCCCUAGUUUGGAAAUUGCAGAUAGGAAACCAUUUUGUAGAACAUGUGAUUAUUUUUUACGACUAACUCAGUUAUGGGGCGCCAUAACCACUUUUUAAGUUUUGGUUAUUUGGUAAAUAACCAAAAACAAAGUUAAAAGUGGUUAUUUCUUGAAUAACCAAAAAGAGAAAUUGGUUAUUUGAAAAUGUGAUAUUGGUUAGUAGUGUAACCAUUCUAAAUAUUUAAAAUACAUUUGGCGCCCCAUAUCACUGGCCACAAAACGCAAGUCAAAUGCUUGGAGAAACUUAAAAAGAUGAAUUGCUAAAUUAAACUUUUCUCUCCAGCAAUUAUAUUGUUCAACUCAUGGGGCCUAAGUCUACGUAAUUACCGCGGUAAUUUAGGUCUAUUCUCUGCAACUAAAUGAAGAAAAAAGGGAGGAUUACGCUAUUAAACUCUGAAUUUUGGUUUUUUACAUAACAAUUCUGGGGACAGGAUAGGACAGGCCAUUAGCAUUCACACGGUGAGUAAGGAUCUUUUCAGUUGGGUGCUUGCUUUUCCUUUAUUAAUUUUCCAAGUUUUUUUAUCUAUAUUUAUUACCAUAGGAGAGUCAUUUCUCCCCGCCCGGCCCCGCCACGUCCAAUCAUAAAAUAUAGAAAAAAAACAAACAAACAGGAAUGUAACACUGAAACUCUAGCAUUGACCAACCCUAGUUUCUAUCUCAUUUCACAUUCACAUCAGACAGCAUUAAUAACUCAUUAGUCUAAUAAUUGUAAAAAGCGCCACAAAGUCUCUCCCCCACUGUUGUAAAUUAUCCCUAAAAAGCCGAGGGGGAUAGGUAAGAAGGUAUUUAAAUUAUGUCAGCCGAUCACUUGUAAAUAGAAAAACAAACCGAAACCCAUCUUCAAUCUGCUCGAACCCGGCCGGGCCUUCGCCGCUCAAAUGCGCUCAGAUAGUUUGGCGAUAUAAGACAGCUCCUCUUAUCAGAAAACCACACAGCUUACAAAACACGAGGCAACAUGAUGUUAACAAACUUAACUGGAGAAGGAAACAACAAAACGAUCGCACAACAAUAUUGCUCAGCAGAAUUAAGUGAAAAAGUACACACCCAUUUAAUUUUUCUGUCUGCGAUAAAUAUCUUUCUGUCCAUUACCGCAUCUCUGGGGAAUACGCUGAUUCUAGUUGCUCUGCGCAAAGAAUCUUCUCUUCAUCCGCCGUCCAAACUCCUGUAUCGUAACCUAGCGGUAACUGAUCUCUGUGUUGGUAUCAUCAUGGAGCCAAUUACUGUUACAUAUUGGAUAUCUCACGCGAUGGAACGGUCGGAUUUUUGUCAAUACGCCAUAUUUUUAGCAUACGUAAUAGGCCAUGCUCUGUUUUUAUUGACUUUGUUGACAAUAACUGCAAUAAGUAUCGACAGACUUCUCGCCUUGUUGCUGGGGCUUAGAUACAGACAAGUUGUAACUUUGAAAAGAAUAUACGUUGCUAUAACCAUCAUUUGGGCUAUCUCCAUUGUCACUGGGACAAUUUACAAUGUGAACUCCCUUGUAGCCUUUUGGUGGUCGAACACAGUUAAAUCACUGUGUCUCGUCACCUCAACCUUGUCUUACACGAAAUUAUUCCUAACUCUGCGUCACAACCAAAUUCAGCCACAGGAAAACAUCUCCCAAGCACAGUCAACCCAAGCAACUCCACUGAACAUCGCUCGAUACAGAAAGGCAGCAUCAAGUGCAUUGUGGAUACAAGUAACAAUAGUUGUUUGUUAUCUGCCGUUUUUUGUUGCAGUAUUUCUAACGCCUCAUGGAGAGUUACCAUUUCCAAAUUACCUUGCUCGACAAUUUGGGGUUACUAUUUCAUUCCUAAACUCGUCAUUAAACCCGUUGUUGUGCUGCUGGAAAAUCAAAGAAGUUAGACAAGCAGUGAAAGAAACACUCAGACAGGUUUACUGUUCGUUUGUUUAA
This is a messenger RNA of Porites evermanni, 7984 nucleotides long. Lineage: Eukaryota; Metazoa; Cnidaria; Anthozoa; Scleractinia; Poritidae. The record is from the annotation of a GenBank genome assembly.